GGACUGGAGAAUGGUCGGUAAUAUGCACUAUGAUAAUGGAGAUAUGCCGACUUACCUUCUAAGAAACCAAAACGUCCUUCGCGUCUUUGAGUUCUGUUUGUCGAUCCGCCGGUAGUUGAGCUUUCCAAGAAACGCGGGUAGAUGAAUCUAUAUAUAGACACCACGAAAGACCCGCAAUGUGUAGCUCCCGUACAUCGAAAUCGUCAUCCUCCACAACACGAGUUCCGCGAACGCGUACUGGGUGCUGGACCUGCCGGGAUCGAAGUGUCAAAUGUGAUGAAGCUAGACCGCGUUGCGGCAAAUGCCAUAAGGCAAAUCUAACGUGCCAGUAUGGCAUUCGCCUCCAAUGGUUAGAGGAUUCGGUUGCUCGUGGAAUUCGCCAUGGUCGCGAGGGGGCAUGGCGUCCAAAACAUAAAGAUGUACCUCCUGAGGUGCGUUUCGAAGAAUCGCCCGGCUCGACGAGGUAUCGCGCUAGGUUAAAAGGUGUCGCCUAUUUCUUGAAUACUUUUUCAAGGGAUAUUGAACUCUACUGGCAUUCGCAGGCGUGUAAAGAAAUCCUUGAUGAUAUAACCAUCUACAAGGAAGCCGAAAACGACGAUGAGGAUGAUUGGAUAGAACAGCAAUUAGUUGCUCGUGCGCACGUAAAAGAACACUUCGGAUUAAACUCGUCUCGAUGUUACGACAAGUUUGGCUCGCCCAGGUGGAAACCAACAUCUCCAGUUGGGAGUUCCAUUGGAUUUUCUUGUCGAAUGACCCAACUCGAUGAUUAUAUACUCAAAUAUUAUAAUGCGGUCGUCUGCGCCAGCGCUUCUCUUGUUGACGAUCAACGUCAUAACCCACUUCGAUAUCUUAUCCUUCCGAUGGCUGCGCAUUCUAAUACUGUCUUCGCUGCCUUGCUCGCUGUGGGCGCGGUGAAAAUGGCUUAUAACGACCCAAGAUACCUUCAUAGGGCGCUAGUACAUCGUCAACGAGUAUUGACAGACCUCAACAAGUUUAUACAAGGCUCCCUAUCCGAUACUUCCAAAUGUCUAGAAGCACUUGUCUCGGCCGUCAUGCUUUGUUGGUAUGAUAUUAGCGACCAAUGCAGGGCAACUUGGACAAGCCACAUUGUGGGGAUCUCCGGACUUCUUGAUGCUUGCCAGGGACAAGCUAGCCGUUCCCCUGGCCACGAAACACUACUACAAUUUAGCCAGCAAUACCUGAUGUAUCAUUUGGUUAUGGCCAAAAGUACAUUGCAUGUUGAUGGCGUAAUACCGAAUUCCAAAUCCAUCCUAUCAAGACUGAUAGGCGUCUCCUCAUCUCCGACGAGGAAUCGUGACGAUCGAGAUGGCGUGCAUGAGCGAGCGCCUCGUAACUCUACGUCCGUAAAUGAGGAGCCUGAAGAACGAAUAGAGCCCUGUCUCGCAAGUUUCUUCUUGGAUAAUGAGUUGGACGAGAUUGAUACUCAUCAAGGAUUUUCUAAUCGCCUGCUUUUAUUAAUUAAUGACAUAUGCGACCUACGCGAUUCCGAAUGUUCUGGUAAGGCCGGCGAUGCCAAUGCGGAUACAUCGGCAUUAGAACGCAGAGUAAUACAGAUUCAAUCUCAACUCGAAUGCCUAACACAGGUGCCACCGAAAAGCGUCUUGCAAUCCUCAAGGGAUCGCAGAGAAGAUUACCAAACACAACCUCUACUCAACGAGUUUCAUAAGCGCAGGUUGGAAUUGAUCACAAUGACAGCAGAAACAAACAGACUGGCUGCGCUUCUUUUCCUGGACGAAACCUGUGGCACACAUUUUCCCCAUAUAAUACCCCGUUGCAGAAAAAGCCGGCCUGAUUUCAUUCAGAAAGUCCUGUCGCUGAUCCAAGAUAUCUGCGACACUGGACCAAUAACGGCAGCCCUUCCUAUCUGGCCCGUGUUUGUGGCUGGCUGUAUGGCUUCUAGCGAUGAUAUCCGCUUACAAGUAUUAGAGAUAUUUGAUAAAUUUCAGCGUCAGAAGAAAUUUGGUAGUCUUCCGCCAGCGUUAGCAGUCAUUCGGAUGGUCUGGAACCAGCGGGAUCUAGGCUGUGAUGAGAACCCUCGGAAGGUGUCUUCUCCUAUAUCGGUCUCGGAUUCUACCGGCACAGGGAAUGGUAAGAAGGACAAGGGGGCGCGAUACUCUUGGGAACGUGCAAUUUCCAUGCUAGGAGGGUCGUCAUUACUUAGUCUCACGUAAAUAAUAAUAGGAAUAAAAUUUGAUGCCAUCACCACAUGCAUUACCUGCGCCUAUAAUUAAACUAAAUAUCGUCUCAGGCCCAUAACACUAAGAGACGCAUAAGACAUGAGCAAUUAAACUAUCAGUCGAGGCAAGUUUAGGUUGAUAGAAUAAAGCUCUAUAUCUUAUGUCACGAUACGAUUUACUUGUGACUCAUACAGAAAUGAUAUAAAAGAGUCAACAGAACCUAGCACCUCAUUCUCAACCCGUAACCACACAACAUCAACAUUGAGU
Molecule: messenger RNA, 2465 nt
Organism: Hypoxylon trugodes
Lineage: Eukaryota; Fungi; Ascomycota; Sordariomycetes; Xylariales; Hypoxylaceae
Exons: 4
Coding region: 177-2192 (671 amino acids)
Biological process (GO): positive regulation of transcription by RNA polymerase II
Cellular component (GO): nucleus
Molecular function (GO): DNA-binding transcription factor activity, RNA polymerase II-specific; transcription cis-regulatory region binding; zinc ion binding
Source: RefSeq, a predicted model, not a curated record